Daphnia magna is the source of this 1140-nucleotide messenger RNA. RefSeq names its product protein MAK16 homolog (gene Rbm13). Gene Ontology annotation, cellular component: preribosome, large subunit precursor; nucleolus. Lineage: Eukaryota; Metazoa; Arthropoda; Branchiopoda; Diplostraca; Daphniidae. The transcript has 7 exons. Bases 185 to 1066 code for a protein of 293 amino acids. Gene Ontology annotation, biological process: maturation of LSU-rRNA; maturation of 5.8S rRNA. The record is from RefSeq and is a predicted model, not a curated record.
UUACUUCCAUGUGUGACACGCAGACGGCUACUGUGAGACUCCGCAUGCUUGUUUUUAGAGCAUGUGGACAGUGAACAGUAAAAUCUUUUGAAUAAUAUAUCUCCAUCAGCGGUUUAAAACCAAUUGACAGCAAAAAGGACUAAUUAGUGAAAAUUAUUUCGGAAGACGAACAAUUGUUUAAAAAAUGGAAAACGACGAUAUUGUUUGGUCGAUUAUCAACAAGUCUUUUUGUUCUUAUAAAGUCAACACAAAAACUCAGAGGUUCUGCAGAAAUGAGUAUAACCUUACUGGAUUAUGCAAUCGUUCAGCUUGUCCACUAGCCAACAGCCAGUAUGCCACAGUCAGAGAAGAAGAUGGAAAUUGUUUUCUUUAUAUGAAGACAGUUGAAAGGUCUGGAUUUCCUCGUAACAUGUGGGAGAAAGUAAAGCUGUCUAAAAGCUUGGAAAAAGCCCUUCGACAGAUUAACGAGUACCUUGUGUACUGGCCAGGCUUUACUAGGCAAAAGUGCAAACAGCGACUGCUUAAAAUCUCCCAAUAUCUAAUACGAAUGAGAAAAUUGAGGCUUCGAAGACAGAAGAAACUGGUACCUAUCCAAAGAAAACAAGAUAGACGUGAGCGUCGCCGAGAAGAAAAAGCCCUAGUCGCAGCCCGUUUAGAUUCGGCUAUCGAAAAAGAACUUCUAGAACGUCUUAAACGGGGAACUUACGGUGACAUUUACAACUUCCCCCAAGUUGCUUUUAAUAAAGCUUUAGAAGAGGAGGAAGACGCGGAAGUGAAUAUGGAAGGCGAUGAUUAUGGAGAAGAUGAAGAAAACGAAGGAGAGGAGCCAGACGAGGAUAUUGACGAAGAGCUAGAGAAAGAACUAGAAGAAGAAAGCGAAAACGAAGAGAUUGAAUAUGUUGAAGCUGACAGUGAUCUAGAAAGAGAGUUAGAAAGUGAAUCAGAUUUGGAAGACAUUGAACCUAAAGCUUCAAAUUCUGUCAAAGAUAACACGAGGAGAAAACCGAGACUUGAAAUUGAAUACGAAACAGAAACUCUUUCCAAAAACCCGAAACGUACAGUGUAGUUUUGAACGUGACAAUACACUUAUGCUUGUACCCUAUGAUCCAUUAACGGACAAAUACAACAAAUGCAAGCGUC